This is a messenger RNA of Morus notabilis, 1268 nucleotides long. Its product is annotated as E3 ubiquitin-protein ligase PUB23. Lineage: Eukaryota; Viridiplantae; Streptophyta; Magnoliopsida; Rosales; Moraceae. Gene Ontology annotation, biological process: protein ubiquitination. The record is from RefSeq and is a predicted model, not a curated record. Gene Ontology annotation, molecular function: ubiquitin protein ligase activity. The coding region runs from base 54 to 1268 and encodes 404 amino acids. The transcript has a single exon.
UUUCCCUUUUACCUUCUUCUUCAUCUUGAAUACAAACGAGUUCAAGUUCUCUAAUGGAGGAAAUUGACGUUCCCUACCUUUUUCUCUGCCCCAUUUCAUUGCAACUCAUGAGAGAUCCCGUCACGGUCUCAACCGGGAUCACAUACGACAGGGAGAACAUCGAGAACUGGCUAUUCUCAUGCAAAAACGACACUUGCCCCGUCACCAAGCAGCCACUGAACGACACCGAUCUGAUGCUCACUCCCAACCACACUCUCCGGCGCCUUAUCCAGGUCUGGUGCACCCUCCACGCCUCCAGCGGCAUCGAGCGGAUUCCGACGCCGAAGCCGCCGGUCGACGAGUCCCAGAUCGUCAAGCUCCUCAACGAGGCCAAGAACGUCCCGGGCUCGCAGAUCAAAUGCCUCCAAAGGCUCAAAUCCAUCGCCUCCAAAGGAGAAAGGAAUAAAAAGUAUUUAGAGUCCGCGGGGGCAAUCGAAUACUUGGCUUCGAUAGUGAAGAAAAACGGCUCGACGACGGUAAUAUUGGAUACAGCGGUCGAGAUUCUUUUCCAUCUUAAAAGCUCGGAAACGCAUUUGAAGAAUCUAGUAACCAACGAGAGCGAGAUUAUAGAUUCGUUGGUUAUGGUGUUGAGAACCUGUGGGAAUUACCAGUCAAGAGCUUACGCGACAGUUGUAAUGAAAUCCAUUCUGGAUUUGGCGGAUCCGGUCCAACUGAUAACAGUCAAAACGGAAUUGUUCGUUGAGGUUGUUAAUGUUUUACGUGAUCAGAUAUCACAACAGGCGUCCAAGGCCGCUCUGAAGCUCCUGUUGGAGGUUUGUCCGUGGGGACGGAACCGGAUCAAGGCCGUCCAAGGCGGCGCGGUAUCGGUUCUGAUCGAGCUUCUGCUCGGCACAUCGGAGAAGCGGUUCUGCGAGCUGGCACUGGUUGUCCUCGACCAGCUCUGCGGAUGCGCCGAGGGGCGGGCGGAGCUUCUGAAGCAUGGAGCGGGGAUCGCCGUCGUGUCGAAGAAAAUCCUUAGAGUUUCGCACGUUGCGAGCGAACGGGCGGUGAGGAUAUUGUCGUCGGUUUGUAGGUUUUCGGCGACUCCUAGGGUUGUCCAUGAGAUGUUGAGUGUUGGAGUUGUGGCAAAGCUGUGUUUGGUUCUUCAAGUUAAUAGCGGUUUGAAGGCAAAGGAGAGGGCUAAAGAGAUCCUCAAGUUGCACUCUAGGGUUUGGAAGAGUUCUAAUUGUAUUCCUGUCCAUUUGUUGUCAUCUUAUCCAUCUUCUUGA